AUGACUUCCAGGGUGGCAAAAAUGGUAGAAUUGGCAUUAAUGCAAAGGAAAACUGAUUCUACUAUAACUGAUCACCAAAAGGAAAUGUCCACAAGUACGUCUGAGGUUAUUCUAUCUACGGAAAGUAUAUCAAGUAAUGUAAAACAUGCUCCUGAAGGAGACUCUAGGACGGGUUGGAAGCCAGCAUUUCCUGUAAACGUUACAGUAGACGAACUUUAUCUCUAUAGGAAAAAGAAACAUAAUUUUGAUUGGUUAAAAGAUAAUAUUCAAAUAGAAGAAGGAUCAUUUAAAAAUUUAAAAUCCGAAUACCGAAGAAGAUUUAAAAACUUUUACGAAAUUCUAAAAUCGCUUAAUGAAAAUGAGAAAGACCUUUUGGAUGUCGAACCGACUAAACAAGAAGUUUUGUUAAAUUUAGCUGGAGCAGUGGAACGGAAAUCAGAAUAUAAUGAAUCUUUUAAUAGAAAUCUUUUACAAAGGCCAAGCGAUACUUAUGGAAUAAUGAAUGAGGUUUCCGACAAUCAAACUUCCAACAGGUAUUAUAUAGAGAAAGAGUUUUAG
Diabrotica balteata is the source of this 558-nucleotide messenger RNA. NCBI's taxonomy places the organism in Eukaryota, Metazoa, Arthropoda, Insecta, Coleoptera, Chrysomelidae. The record is from the annotation of a GenBank genome assembly.